CGCUGCUGUUUCCUCUGCCACACGGGUCCGUUUCGCCGCUGCUACGACGUGUCCGUCGCUGGGUUCGGCCGUAAGUUGGCCCAGCGUCGUAAAAACGCCACUGUCGCCCUGCGCGGGGCAGGGCGGAGCUAGACGCAUGGCAGCUGCGCUCGGUGCGCCCUCGCCUGCGCCACGCAGCAGCUCCUGGAGCUCGCCGCAGGGGCAGCGAGCUCGGUUGUUUAGGCGCGUGUGGGGAGGGGAAGGACUUUUCUCCCCCUCCCUCCAUCGGAGUCUUGUAGUCACUCGGAACCUUCCCCGUGAAACUGCUUCACAUGUAGUUGUGUCUCUUGUAAAAAACUAUCCAAAUUAUCUGAUUGUAAAUCUAGAUAAGCUCGACUACUGUGCAAGCUUGAAGAAUCUUGAAACUGUCUCCGAGAAGGAAAACUAUAAAUUUAUCCAGGGGGACAUUUGUGAACCUUAUUUUAUAAAACAGCUUUUUGAAACUGAGAAAAUUGAUAUAGUCCUUCAUUUUGCAGCCCAAACACAUGUAGAUCUUUCAUUUUGGCAUGCGCUGGAGUUCACCUAUGUGAAUGUUUAUGGCACUAACGUGUUGGUCGCUGCUGCAUACGAAGCUAAUGUGGAGAAGUUUGUCUAUGUCAGUACAGAUGAGGUAUAUGGAGGUAGCAUUGAUGAGGAAUUUGACGAAUCUUCACCGAAACGUCCAACAAAUCCCUAUGCCGCCUCAAAAGCAGCUGCAGAAUGUUUUGUUCAAUCUUAUUGGGAAAGGUACCAAUUUCCAGUUGUUAUCACACGGAGCAGUAAUGUUUAUGGACCACACCAGUAUCCAGAAAAAGUUAUUCCAAAGUUUAUCUCUUUGUUGCAACAGAACAGAAAAUGUUGUAUUCAUGGUUCUGGACUUCAAAGAAGGAAUUUCCUUUAUGCCACUGAUGUAGUAGAAGCAUUCCUUACUGUUCUAAAGGAGGGGAAGCCAGGUGAAAUUUAUAACAUUGGAACUAAUUUUGAGAUGUCCAUUGCCCAACUUGCUAAGGAGUUAAUCUGUUUAAUAAAGAAGACCAGUUCAGAAUCUGAAAUGGAGCACUGGAUGGAUUAUGUCAAAGACAGACCCACCAAUGACCUGAGAUACCCAAUGAAUUCAGAAAAAAUGCACAACUUAGGAUGGAGACCUAAAGUGCCUUGGAAAGAAGGAAUAAAGAAAACAAUUGAAUGGUACAAAGAAAACUUUCACAACUGGAAGAAUGCAGAGAAAGCUUUGGAGCCCUUUCCUGUGACAGAGCCAUUUGCACAGCUUAAUGUUCCAUAAGAUGGAAAACAACCUGAAGGAAUUUAUUCUACCUCACACAGUCUUUUUUUUGAAGUCUGCAAUCAAGUGACCACAAUGAACUUCUUACGUAUUCAAGAUAUGCGAACCAUUAUGAAUAGAAAACUACAAUACCGCAUGAGUUUAGAAGGGCUUUCAGCACUUUAUAGAUUUAACCUGUUAAUUUUAGCUCUUGGUGCAAUAUUAUAUCCUCGUUAGGUAUUGAUUUUCUUUUUAUAAAGAAUUCUACAAGAUGAAGAAUUUUUAUAAUUCUGUAAAUAUGUAUAGCUGAUGUCAAACCUGCCUUACUCAUUUAGAGUAAGAAUAUUGUGAUUACAACUAUUGGGACUUCUAAUGAAAACUUGUAUUAGUUCUGAAAUCUUCUAUCUAUAUUAUUCUGUUUUUUGCAGUGUAAUAUAUUCUGUCACAGUGAAGUGUUUCUAUUUUUAAUUAAGGGGAAAAGAUACUAUAUUCUGAAGAGUAUAACUCGAUUGAUAAAAGCUAGAUAUGAAUCCCAGAUCCUUCGCGAUCCUUUUCUCUGUUGAUGCAGUAUUACUUUCUGUAGGUGACUGUUAAAGACUGUUGCCUACUCUAACUUUAAAUGUCUCUUCCUUCCCCCGCUUGUCUUCUCUUCCUUCUGCCCCCCCACCCAAAAAAGGAAGUUUAAAAAAACCAAAAAACUUCAGUGUCUGAUUUAGAUGUCAUCUGUUUAUUGUGGACUCUGUUAAUUUCCUUCUUCCUUAUUUCUUUAACUGUAACAAGCUUGAAAUACUGUAAUACAGUUAGCAUUCAAAUGAUGCAUCUUCCUUUAUGAGGACCAUUUACAGAGAAAAGCUUCAACGGUGUUUUUUUGUUCCCACUCUCUAGCAAAUUGUGGGUUGGCACACCUUAUUCAGUGAAGUGUUUCACAAGUCUUCUGCCAAAUAUUUCAAUGAUGAAACUAUUUGAGUUUUGAUGUAAAAUUUUUGAGGAAACCUCAAUUCUGUAAAUGUGUCAAUGACAUUCUUUUUCAAAGUUGAUUUAUUAAUAAAAGUUACUGUGUUUCUGGCUUUUCUCAA
Molecule: messenger RNA, 2355 nt
Organism: Dromaius novaehollandiae (emu)
Lineage: Eukaryota; Metazoa; Chordata; Aves; Casuariiformes; Dromaiidae
Gene: TGDS
Product: TDP-glucose 4,6-dehydratase
Exons: 12
Coding region: 137-1300 (387 amino acids)
Biological process (GO): nucleotide-sugar metabolic process
Molecular function (GO): dTDP-glucose 4,6-dehydratase activity
Source: RefSeq, a predicted model, not a curated record